AUGCACCCUUAAAAUAACUUUAUGUACAAUUAAUAGGGUUACAUGUAUCCUUAACAAUAUAUGUAUCCUCAUCCACCUCCAAAUUACGUAUUCCCUUAAUCUAUGCAACCUCCUUAAUUUUAUUAUAUGAAUCCCUAAAAUCCAGCCAUGUAUUAAUAUAACAUUGGAUAAUAACAAUAGCAAUAAUAAUAAUAGCAAUCUCAAAGAAUCAAAUGCAAUCAACCGAAAACAAAAGAGUAGGAACUCAAAUAAUAAAAACAAUAAGCAGUUAAAUAGCAACCUAAUUAAAUUAUGCAAUAGUAGAUAGAAAUGCAGAAAACAAACUUAAAGACCUUAACUGAACAAUAAAUUAAAGAUCAAGUGGGAUCUAUUACAAAAUAAGGGUUUUGUCAUUAUUGCAAUAAGAAUGGGAAGAUGUGUUAUUAUUGUUUCAGUAAUUAUCGAUCGACAGAUUGUAGACAUGGAUUUUGUUUUGAUUGUUUGAUGUUCAAAUUUAAGAUAAACCCAAUUAAGAUAUUACUCAGACCUGAUUGGAGUUGUCCUAUCAAAUGCAAAUAAUGUAUUUGUAGUCGAUGCACAAAUAUAAAUCAUAUGGAUUCAGAUUAAUUCAUUUCAAAUGACUCUGUGGAAAGUUGCAAUAAGUAUGCUCAUAUCAUAGAGAACACUAAGAAAAUCAAGAAGUAAUAUUAAAAGAAGAAGAACAUUAUAAGAGAGAUAUCCAAAAAAGAAGAAAUAACAAUAGGUAAAUCAUUGGAAUAAAGGUAGUCAAUGAAGAAGACUCUACUACUGAAUAAGAUAAAGAAGCAAAUGUAAUUUUCAUAGGAAUGCAUUUUGAAAUUGAAAUAGAAACAUAAUUAAAAUGAUGAAUAAAUAUUGCAUUAGGUUGUGAGAUUUAAUUUUGGUUCUUUGAUCGAUUUGUUUAAGGAAUAUAAAUCAGCUUGA
Paramecium tetraurelia is the source of this 942-nucleotide messenger RNA. RefSeq lists its product as uncharacterized. The transcript has 3 exons. NCBI's taxonomy places the organism in Eukaryota, Ciliophora, Oligohymenophorea, Peniculida, Parameciidae. The record is from RefSeq and is a predicted model, not a curated record.